Molecule: messenger RNA, 7191 nt
Organism: Coprinopsis cinerea okayama7#130
Lineage: Eukaryota; Fungi; Basidiomycota; Agaricomycetes; Agaricales; Psathyrellaceae
Exons: 8
Coding region: 1-7191 (2396 amino acids)
Biological process (GO): cell morphogenesis
Cellular component (GO): cell cortex; site of polarized growth
Source: RefSeq, a predicted model, not a curated record
AUGACUACCCAUCAGCGCCAGUACCAUUUGGACGGUCAGGAUUUGGAUUUGGAGCGUUUGGGCUUCGGCGAACGAAGCUUCUUCCACCACGCACGAGGGGACUCCAUUGCCUCUGUAGACUCUGCAAACUCGGGGACGACCAGGUUUACAAGCAAGCCAAGUACACCAUUCGGGCACUCGUCACAGUCCUCUAUCACGACCACCAGCAACACCGGCUUCAUCAGCAAGAAGCCCUCGUUUGCUUCGAUACGAAACGCCUUCAAGGGAAACAAGAACAACGAUGCGCCCCCGGUUCCUCAGUUGGAAACGUCGACCCCGUAUCCAGUUCUCAAGAACCCGUUCAACCGUUCCACUUCAUCCCUCAACUCGCCUCGUACCAUUCAGAGACCGAGCACAACAACAGGGUCAACACGGGGAAAGUCCACCUCUAGAGGCCACACAUACGCAAAAUCCCAACAUUCCCUCGCUUCAGACGGCGGUAGCGACUAUGGCCAUGGGUUCUUCUCCCCUCCUCCCGUUCCCCGCGUCCCUGGAGCUUACAGAAGCGACACUCCACCUACCUCCGACUUUGAAGACGAUAAAGUUGACAUGAAUCCCAAGACGCCGUCGGACUAUGCACUCCACGCCGUCUUCAUGCGAUUCGCAUCUCUAGCAGAGGACAAGAUCAACGACUAUCUCCGCCAGCCUCUGGAACCUGAACUGCCAUUCGCGAAAACCAUGGGACCAGGCGAAGACCCUAAAUUUGACGACGUCCUCCAGUCACUCGCCAUCAUCGCCCAGAAGAAUGCUAAACCUGUAAUCGACUCGGUCAUGCGAUGGCGCCGCUCACAGAACGAAAUCGGGUCUGGAAUCCUCGAUCUCCACGGGCAUUCGAAGGGACACAUCAUCUUGGAGAAGAAGUCGAUGGCGUCCAUUUACAUCAUGUGUAGAGCGCUGGUUGCUGUUCUGCAGAACAUCUCCAAGGACUCAUUGGGCGACGCGUUCGGAUACACGAUCGAGGAGACGUUCUUUGAACAGUUCCGGAGACCUGAAUCAAAACACCAACAUUCUGUGAAUCAUCGGAGUAACACAGAGCUGUACGCUGCGCUUCUGGGUCACUUGGCGAAAGUUCGGUUCGUCCCUGUGACAGAUAGAUUCAUGAAGGAGCUGGAGCCGGUGACGUUGGGUCAGAUACCGAAGGAUUUCGACAACAAGUACGAAAACCUGGUCAGAGGGAUGCGGUACAUCCAAAUCAAGGUUUGGCCACCAGAAGCCUUCGAAGAAGGCGCCGAGUUCAUGGAAGUAUUGUCGAAGACCUACGUGAACGCUCACGGCGCCCGGCUGAAGACGGCUUUCGCUGAGAUCCUGGUAUUAUUGUUGCAUCCGAUUGGGAAGACGGCGCAAGCUGAGACCAACAUUCCAUCAUGGGGGAAGGCCAUCGAGAUCAUCUAUCCAAAGAGCAGAGAGAUGGUGUCAAAACCGCGGUAUUGGGCUACCGCUUUCCCACUGGCGAUAACGGCGCUGUGCGUGGGACCUCAAACAUUCUUCCUGAAGCACUGGCAAGCCUGCAUCGAAGGAAGUCUUUCAAAGCUCAAGGACAAGCCGUCUCGAAUACCUGUUCUAAACGGCAUCAUGCGGGUAGCUUGGACGUACCUGUACAGAUGUCAAGAGACGCCGUCCACGACGAUGUCCAAACUGGAGUCCCUACUCAAACACUUCUUCCCAAGCAAUCGUCUCACCGUUACCUCCCCCGAAGACAGCAUCGACUUCCUUACCUAUAUCGUUCAUUUCAUUCUCUCACGACACUUCGAAUACGGCAAGGACCUAUGCUUGGAACUUGUCCAAGAGUCCGCUAUCAACUCGCUCUCCAAAUCUGGCAACAUCAGCAACACGAUGGCGCCAGAACGAACCCUGAUCGCUAUAAACGCCAUCCUCAUGACACUUUACCAGCUGGAAAAGGAAGUCCCAACUCCUAGUUGGCCUUCAUCCAGCGACUUCUCCACACCUCCGUCAAGGGACGAUUACCCAUCCUCGUCGACCUACCUUCCUACCACUUUGGGCUCCAAACCGGGGAUCAAAGACCUCCUCGAGAGGGCUGGAGCCUGCCUUUCAACACUUGUCAACUUUGCCUCCAACGCCGUCGCUCACAUGUGCGUCUUUGACGAACAGUGGUCAUAUACGCGAAUGAACGCGUCCUACGAGGAAGCCAACAACUUUGUCAUCCGGCACCAUGCAGAUGGUACUAUCGUCGCAUACCCCAGUGGUACCUCCGCCUACAUCAGCAUCCUGCAAACUGCGUUCAACUCUUGGCCUCGAUGUAUGCAUUCUUCGAUUUUGAUGGCAGACGCUGUGGACCUGCUUCUACGUGGAGUCGUCCAUGUCGAGCCCGCCCUAUCAGAUGCAGCGAUCGCCGCUCUCAAGCGACUGAUGGAAGAUCGAACAAACGCCCUGACCGUCGUUGCAAGGUUUACGAGCUUUGUUUUCUCCAAUGGCCGACCUAGCUCAGAAGCUUCGAGCAUCAAGCUCUACGUCGAGUCUCCCAUGCUCGUCGCCUUGUGGGUGGACAUCGUGGAGGCAUGGUUAGCGAGUGUCAAACAGCUGAAGAAGGAAGAAUUCUCGGAGGAAAGCGACAUCAUCCUCGCCAAGUGUGACGACAUUGAGGCUGCAGGGCUGUUCUUGUUGAGCAGGGAGAUGCCGUUGACACAUUCGGCAGGAGUGAAGGUGAUCAGGAUGUUGGGACUUGUGUUGAAUCACCUCAAGAGCAUAGAAUGUGCGCCCGGUGAGGAGCACUUGCACUUUGUGGAGCUGCUGCAUGAGCCCGGGAGGGAGGACGCGCCGUAUUUGACGGGCUUUGACAACCUUUUGGAAAGGCCGCAGUUGACGAGGUUGGAGCAGUGGAGGCAGGUGAAGAAGGAAGGACUGUUGCUGAGGAUUGCGGAUAGCAAUGGAGGGAAGGAUCCGGGUCUUUGGAGGUACAUCUUCCCAUCGUUCCUCAAGACGUAUCUCGACCAUCCAGGAAGCACGCUUCAGGCCUUCAGGGAAAUGGUGGUGGUUGCAGUACAGAGGUAUCAUCCCAUUAUUUCUCACCUUGCGGGGUUGAGUAGUCGGGUUCCAGCUGGGUUCAACAUUCGACCGGGCGAGAGAAAUUCAAGUCGAUUGUUGAGGGAGCACAAGCCUUUGGUCGAUCAGUGGCAUAUGUGGGUCAAGAUUCUGUGCUCCACUGCAGUACUCCCUGAAAGCUCAAGACCACCAUUCACGCCUCUUGGACGAGACCAUAGCCGGGCGCCCUCGGAUAUCAGCUUCGAACGGGAACGACUUUCGACAAGUCGCGGCCUUUUCCGACAUUUGACCCCGUUUUUGGAUUCAGAGCACACUUCGUUCAGGGAUGCAGCCACACAGUGCAUCAGUUCUUUCCCGCCCAACACAUACCCACAACUCUUGGAAGACCUCAGUCUCCUCGCUGGUCGACAGUUCUACGACGACCCGAGGUCUAAGGCUGGCACUCCGAUGAUCCCAGAAGAUCCCCGGUUCCGAUACGCCCGUGAUACCAUGCAGCAGGAAAGGAAUCGUCGGCAAGAACGCCUUCAUUCAGCCGUGGCUCGAAUCUACUGCUUGACCGCCCAUUGCCUUCAACAUCAACGAUUAGCAGGUCGCCAAGCAGCCCUCGCCAACGUCCUCAAAUUUGUGCGCAACACUCAAACCUUCCUCAGCAGUCCCGAGGCACGAGACAACCCUGCCCUCCAACGUCUCAGGCGAUACUUCUGUGGGACUGUUGAACGCCUGUUCGACGGUCUGGCUUCUCUCAAGGAUUCCGAUCGGUUUAUUCCCAAGCAUAUGCACCUGUCAUUGUACAGGCUAUGUGAAGAUUGGUGUCAGGUUGGACCCCAGAGUGAGACAGCGAGGAAGCGGAUGGAGAUGAUGAUGAGGACGAUUACGGCUGGAGCAGACAAUCAAGAUGAUGCAACGGAUGAGUUGGAUAGGUUUAAAGAGGAGACGGCCAUGCUCUCGUAUGCUGCCAUUGGAGCCUUGACUUCUUUAUGCCAAAAGGCAUUCUUCCCAUCUGACGGGGCGGCUCCAUCGCCUACGGACAGACAGAUGCCGGAGUAUACCAGGCCCUUGACUGCGUUGCAAGUGUUAGAGAGGCUGGAUGCUAUUCUGGGUUCAUCUCAUAAAGCAACCCAGACGAAGGGAAAGAAAGGACUCAAGUCUCUUUUAACCUUCACCCAUUCCGAUGGCGAGCUUCGAGUCGAGGUUCUCCGACGAGCAGCAAUCGUUACCAACAAACGCGAAGCCAGCAGCGAACCCAUCUUUGAGGUCAUUUCCGAGAUUGUCUGCAAGGAUACCCACCAUUUCAGCUUUGAGCAAGUGGUCUGUCUCGGCUUGACGAAUCUUCGACAUCCUUCGGUCCGAAUUCGCACCAUGGCUUUCGACAUGCUUGAAGCCAUCCACCAACAACAUUCUGGUUUACUCGCCAUGUCGACCUUCGCACCUGCCGUUUCGAGCUUGGCACCUGGUACAUACAUCUACGCACAUCGUCAAGUCGCCGAUUUCCUUGCGGGGGAACAUCCACAUCAGGCCAACAAAAUGCUGGUCCAGCUCUCGUACUGGCUGCCGUCGCUCCAUCCUCACGCCUUUGAAACCAACGUCAUCCUCCUCCUACUGCAAAGUUUCGAGUUUUGGAUUCCGAAUAUCACGCUGUCCUCAGAACCUGGCGACGAGCUCAAGCUCUCAAAGGAUACGAUCCAGGCGCUGUUCCAUUUGAUGAAGCUCAGUCUUCAUUACCAAGACAGUUAUUCGGAGCAGAUCUUGAUCCUCUGGUCGAAGCUGGUGGAGGCACCGAACCAGGCCAAUGGCGACGCAACGAUCCAGUUCUUGGUGGAGCAGUCACAGAAGGUGGGCAACACCAUCUACGUGGAGUGUGCAGCGAAUAUCGUUGCAUGUCUCUGCCAGACGCCGAUAGGAGGGAGGGUGUUUGAGGAGUUGUGCUCCAUUAUUGUUCCUGUGCGGAUGUUGCCGACAAUCGACCAUAAACUCUCCUUCCCAGACGCGGAGUCCAUGACCCUGUGGGAGGACCUGGACGCAUUGUUCGCUGAUCAUCCAAGGUUGACAAUUGGGGCUGCGCAGUCAGCAUGGCUAUUCCUUUCGGAUGUGUCGCUUCAGCGGUAUUGGGAACUCACGUCCCAACUGCCGAUCCUCCUCCACGCCACCUUCACCCACCUCGACCAUCGCGUGCCGUUCGUCCGACUCAGGGCGCGUUCAAUGCUCUUCCAGCUUUUGCGCUCAUGGGUUCCCGGGUACGACGAACUUGCCGAUAGGUCCCAUCAGCGGUCGCAUUCCAUCGUGAAAGAGCGAAUGUUGACUUUCCAGCAGGAAAUCGAGCGAUACUACUGGUCAGACGACGAGAGCAGCGCCGAUGUAGAACCAAAGAUGUCUUGGGUUUGCCAACAGAUUCUCGAAUUCCUUGAACCGCUUUCGCCCAACCUUGCAAGCGCGUGGGGUACGGUCGCAUUGGAAUGGGGCACGGCAUGUUCUGUCCGUGCAGUUGCAUUCCGCUCUUUGCAGCUCUUCCGAGCGCUCAUGCCUCGCGUCAAGAAGACCGACCUCGCACACCUGCUCGGACGACUGUCCAACACCAUUUCGUUGAACGACAAGAACAUCCAAACUUUCACCUCGGAGAUCUUCCUCACGCUCAGAGCAGUCAUCGACUCGCAAGGAACGGACAAAACCCUCCUUCCCCAAAUCUUCUGGUGCAUCUCAGCGUGUCUUUCGACCACUGUCGAGAGCGAGUUUGGGCAGUGUUUGGAUCUUCUCGAAGCGGUAGUCUCCAAGGUCGAUUUUGACAACCCUGAAGUGACCGAGCUGCUUUUAAGCCAAAUGCCGCAGAAAUGGCAGGGCUCCGAAUACCUCCAGCCGAACUUGCUGAAGGGACUCAGGUCAUCGGCAACCUCGACAAAGACGAUCGAGGUACUCCAGAGUCUCGCCCAGUUCAGGGAGGCUAGGGUCAUCGAUCCCACGGACGGAAGGUUGAGAGAUCUUUACACGGCCUCUCUUCCUUGGUGUUUACAUGCGAUGGACAACCAAGAUACGUCACUUUCGGUGUUUGCGGAACGCAUUGCAGCACUCGCACAAGUAGAAGGCAAAAACAGUAUUGCGAGGAUCAUGACCAGCUUCUCCAAGAGUCAUUUCCGGACGAGAGAUGAUUUCUUAAGGCAGUCUGUGUCAAGCUUGAGGGAGCACUAUGGGGCGCGGUAUUGGACGGAGGUGGUAACGCUGUUGCUUGGUUUGGUGCUGAAUUCGCAGCGAUGGUUGAGGAUCCAUUCGAUGCAGGUGUUGAAGGUUCUGUUCCAGCACAGGGAGACGAGGAAUCCGGUGGAGUUGUUGGGAUCAGAGUUGUUGAUGCCUUUACUUCGACUGUUGGAAACCGACUUGGCUCCUCAAGCAUUGGAGGUACUAGAGGAACCGAUAUCGAUGUUUGGAGGACCAGCAGCGAAGCACGUGCUGAGGAUGAGUAUGCAUAUGGGGAGUAUGCAGCUUGGCGGGUCGGGUAUGAAGGACGGGAACGAAGAGGUGAAGACGGUUGUGUUUGGCGUUCCUGAGGAGAGUGGAUGGAGUAUUGCGCAGGAGAAGGAGAUGAGGGAAAUGUGUCAGACAAACGUGUUGGGCGUAUUUGACACGUGUUCAAUCCCUACACGGCCGUCGAGGAUCGAAUUCGAACCAGAGGUGGAGGCCCUGGCUAAUAUUGCGACUCCGAUUGCACAUCCAGCAAUGACCGACCCGAACCCGCCUGCGACCAACGGAAUCAACACAUUGUCAAAUCGAUCUGGAGGGCUGCAGCUGAAGAACUUCCACGAGCUCAACGAAUUCUUCCAGAACCCUGAACUGGUCGCUGCGGCCCAGUCCCCGGUCCCAAUACCGACCCGAAGACUCGAGGCUCGUGUCGCGGCCAUCUUGGCCAAGUCUACCGCACCAGAGAGUAACAUCUCAGAUCAUGGAGUUCCACAAACACCGUUUAUCGACGUGUUCAGGAUUGGAGGGGGCCCGGACGACAGCAUUCAAGAGCAGGACUCUGAGGAUGACGACGAUGACGACGAUGAUAGCAGCGACAGUGACAGUGACGCAGAUUCGUUUAUUUUCGAUUCCAUUGCAUCCCCAAGAGUCGGAGGAGGAAGUAAUGGGGUUGCGAUGGUGAAUGGCCAUGGAAGGCACCAUUGA